AUGUGGAUCUGUUCGCUGCAAGUUGAGCCCUUCGACAAUCUAGAAAAUCUAUCAGAGAUAAACAUGCUUAGUCCUGAAGGUGAACUGAAAAUAAGCUUCGGCUAUCAAUGCAAUGACGACAGAGGUAUCCCUUGCAAGGUUGCCAAAGGCUGCAAAAUCCUUCCUGAAAUGCGAAGAACAAGCAGUUUCUCUUGUUUGUCUGGUGCUGCUUUGAGUGCAAAUGCUACACUUGCCAACACAAACAUCUGCAAUGGUGUGAUAGGAGAAGAAAUCCUUCCGAAUUUGGACUCUCCUAAUUCAUUUCGGCGGGUUCCCUCUUCGCCAUGUCUUGGAAUGUUGGACAUGCUAUCAUCUUCUUUCCAAAGUAGUUUGUCAAACCUAAGUUGCAGCCCAUCCAGUCCAAGUCUUAUGCUUGAAUACGACCCUUGUUCGUUAAGACUCAUGAGUCCUUCCUCUAGAAAUGAAAGUUUUCUCAAUGCAACAGAAGUACAAGUAGCAGGAGGAGCUGCUGGUGAAGAUAGAGUUCAAGCAGUUUGUUCUGAAGAAAAUGGUUGGCUAUUUUGUGCAAUUUAUGACGGAUUUAAUGGGAGAGAUGCGGCGGAUUAUCUUGCUUGUACUCUUUAUGACUCUAUUGUAUCUUAUCUAAAUACAAUAGAUUGGAAUUCAGAACCGAAUUCCAUCAACGCUUCUGACAAUGUCGGUUUGGAUGAUAGUUGUAUUCUUGAUCACGGGCAUCAAUCUUCAUCAGAUAAAUCAUUUUCGAAUGUGGUACUUGAUAGCCUCAAACAUGUUCUUAAUCAGAGCAGUGCUUGCAACGUGCAGUACAGUGAAAGAGCUCGACUUCUUGCUGAGCAUCCCGAUGAUCCUAAGACCAUUGUAGCAGGGAGAGUGAAAGGAAAGUUGAAGGUUACACGUGCUUUUGGAGUUGGGUACUUGAAAAAGAAAAUUCUGAAUGAUGCAUUAAUGGGAAUCCUCCGAGUUCAAGAUCUUAGAAGCCCGCCAUACGUUUCAACGGAUCCAUCAUUGAAUGUGCAUAAAAUCUCUCCUUCUGAUCAAUUUGUUAUAGUUGCAAGUGAUGGUUUAUUUGACUUCUUCAGCAAUGAGGAAGCAGUAAAUCUUGUCGAGUCUUACAUCUUGCGCAAUCCUCACUGCGAUCCAGCCAAAUAUCUCAUUGAAAAACUAGUAACAAAAGCAGCUGAUUCUGCAGGUUUCAGCACGGAGGAGUUGAUGAAUGUUCCGGCUGGAAGUAGGAGGAAAUAUCACGAUGACGUCACUGUAAUGGUGAUCAUCCUUGGGAUGAAUAAACGGACUUCAAAGGCGUCAAUUUGCAUCUAA
Vicia faba (fava bean) is the source of this 1335-nucleotide messenger RNA. The record is from the annotation of a GenBank genome assembly. Lineage: Eukaryota; Viridiplantae; Streptophyta; Magnoliopsida; Fabales; Fabaceae.